AUGCCUACAACAACCUCUUCAUCAUCUUCAAUCUCGGUCCGAACACCAAUACCUGUCAACGAAUUCCUAGGCUGCACCGAGGACCGUCCUGUCGCUACGCACACUGUCUCUGUCGGAGGGAUAGCACAUCAGUUUACGCCCGAUAGAGUACUAGCGUGCAAGGAUGACGUUGUCAAGUUUGAUUUCUUCCCUACCAACCACUCGGUCGUGAGAGCGGACUUCGACCAUCCAUGUGUCCCGUACGAAAUGGUCGGGAACAACCAGGGAGGUUUCUUCUCCGGCUUCCGUGCGACGGACAAGAUUGAAGAGAAUCCGUCCUCGUGGUUAUUAAGGGUCGACUCCAGAGACCCCGUGUUCUUCUACUGUUCUGCCCCAGGUUCCUGCAAAGACUGGGCGAUGGUGGGCGCCAUUAACCCUACCGCCCAAUACUCGCUUGCUGAGCACGCACUCAAGGCUAGGGCAGCGGAUCAAGAACUCAGUCCUGGCGAAAAGUUCCGUGACGAGGCCUCCUCUCCAACCAACACAGACGCGUCAAACGACGUCAAGGACCACCCGCAUAGUUUAUCCAAGGGAGCCAUUGCCGGGAUAACCAUAGGCGUUGUAGUCGUAGUCUUUCUAGCCGGCGGCUUCUUCUUCUACAUGGGACGAGUGAAGACUCUGAAGAAGUCAAUGGAAAGGACAAAUGCUACAGUACCACAUCCAGCAACAAGACACAUGUCAGGCGCCAGCUUGGUCUUCCCUCAUGCUCCGUUCGGCGAAGUUCCGCAAGCUCACUUCAGCGAGAGCCCUCAAUCUCGCCUCAGUGGGGUCGCUCUGUCUCACCUCAGCGCGGUCCCACAACCUCUCUUCAGCGAGACGCCGCAUGCUCGAUUCAGCGAGCUACCAGCUCCAGUUCCCGGCCUUCCGACCUACGCGGAGUCGUCUUCUGCAAGCACGGUUGGUUCAGCGAGUCCGAAGUCACCUGACAGAUACUUCAGAGGCUUUCUCCUUCGAAUUCCGUCAAACCCGCCACCACCACCACCACCUCCUCCUCCUGCUGAGUUGUGGGCACCCGUGCCGGACAGGAAGACGACGUAG
Molecule: messenger RNA, 1077 nt
Organism: Coniosporium apollinis CBS 100218
Lineage: Eukaryota; Fungi; Ascomycota; Dothideomycetes
Exons: 4
Coding region: 1-1077 (358 amino acids)
Source: RefSeq, a predicted model, not a curated record